Messenger RNA from Phalaenopsis equestris, 819 nucleotides. RefSeq names its product stress enhanced protein 1, chloroplastic-like. The transcript is spliced from 4 exons. Lineage: Eukaryota; Viridiplantae; Streptophyta; Magnoliopsida; Asparagales; Orchidaceae. Bases 42 to 473 code for a protein of 143 amino acids. The record is from RefSeq and is a predicted model, not a curated record.
ACAGGUGUUCAAACCAGAACCAGAAGCCACCUCCGUUUCUAAUGGCUCAUGCUCUUGUUGCUUCUUCCACCUUCUCCUUCCUCCUCAAUGCUUCGGCUGCCAAGUUCCAAAGGACUCAAGCCUCUGCUCGUUUGCUUCCGCGUUCUGGAGUCUCCCAGAUCUCCUCUUCCUUCAAGAGCGGCUCCUCUCUCGAUUUUAGGUCAUCUCCGAUGAGAAAAUUUGAAUGCCGAUCGGUGUGGGUUCCGAUCAGGUGUGAGCAGGGUGCAAAGGAGAGUGGGGGAUUGGAUGUGUGGCUCGGUCGCCUUGCAAUGGUUGGGUUUGCCACCGUAAUCACUGUUGAGAUUGUGACAGGGAAGGGGCUUCUGGAGAAUUUUGGGUUUGUGACCCCACUGCCUUCGUUAGCAUUGGCUGUUACAGCCCUGAUUGGAAUUUUAGCAGCAGUUUUUAUAAUUCAGUCUGCAACUCAAGAUUGAUCCUUCGAGUUUUUUUUUUUUUUUUUCUGUUACUUUUGAUGAUUGAUUGUAACUUUUUUCUCUUGAAAUGAUGCUUAAACCACAUGUAAUAUGUUUAUGUAACAUUCGUCCAUGUCUUAUAUUUAAGGAAGAUUUACUUACAUACCACUUAAUUCCUAUUUAUUUACGUAUCAAACACCUAAACUUUCAUUUUUAUAUAUAUGCCACCUUACAUAUACAUCAAAAGAUGUAUCACUUUCUAAACGUUAACAUAGUUGGUAUAUUUGAUGUGAGAUACAGAUUUGGGAGUUAUAAAUGUAGAAAUAUAGUUUAGGUGUUCAAUGUGUAAAUACAUUGGAAUUAGGUG